Messenger RNA from Danaus plexippus (monarch butterfly), 1910 nucleotides. RefSeq names its product toll-interacting protein-like. Gene Ontology annotation, cellular component: cytoplasm. The record is from RefSeq and is a predicted model, not a curated record. Lineage: Eukaryota; Metazoa; Arthropoda; Insecta; Lepidoptera; Nymphalidae. Gene Ontology annotation, biological process: ubiquitin-dependent protein catabolic process. Gene Ontology annotation, molecular function: ubiquitin binding; ubiquitin conjugating enzyme binding. The transcript is spliced from 8 exons. Bases 150 to 1007 code for a protein of 285 amino acids.
AAACAAGAAUACCAUUUGUCAUUUAAUAUUUAGCUGUGAAUGUAAGACGAAUAUCAGUUUGAUUAAGAAGGGAAAGUGAAUUCUUAAUAUUUUACUAAAAUACGCAAAUACUUUUCAUCAUUCUGUAUUUACUAUCAAAAGCCUUUGCUAUGACCUCCACAGUGCCUAACGAAAGAAAUGAAGAACGCCGACGCAGAGUACUACUAGGGCCCUUGCCAGCAGGUUUUUUAAGAGCUGAUGGAACUACGGAUACCAUGGAUACAGACUAUCAAGCAGCCCUGGCCUUACAGCAGCAAUUAUGUGGUGCUACAAUGCCUCCAGCAGGACCUCCUCUCACAGCCAGGCUAAGCGUCACAAUAGCACAGGCGAAACUCGUGAAGAAUUAUGGUCUAACCCGUAUGGAUCCCUACGUCAGAGUUCGCGUGGGUCAUUGUAUAUACGAGACUCAGACGGAUCCCAGCGGUGGAAAAACGCCGCGCUGGAACAAAGUUAUACAUUGUCUUCUACCCCCCGGCGUGAACUCGCUGUACCUGGAGAUCUUUGACGAAUGCUCCUUCACCAUGGACGAGCUGAUUGCUUGGACACAUAUCCCCAUACCUCAGGCUGUGCUCAAUGGCGAGACUCACGAGGACUGGUAUCCUCUGAACGGUAAACAGGGUGACGGUCUGGAGGGGAUGAUAAAUCUCGUUCUCAGCUAUUCGGUGGGUCCUGCGGCGAUCACCACCUACCCACCGGUGCUGGUGGUGCCGAGCACUGGUCUAGGCUACGCAGCCAUGCCAAUGUACCCGGCCCCUGUACACGCUAUGCCGCAGCAACAGCAACAGAUGACGCAGCAGCAACAAAUGGCACAGCAACAGCAACAGCAACAGCCGAUUACCGCGGAGCAACUACAACAGAUCGAGGAAAUGUUCCCGAGUAUCGACAAGGAAGUUGUUAAAUCAGUAUUGGACGCGAACCGCGGGAACAAAGACGCCGCUAUCAACUCCUUGCUGCAGAUGUCUGAGUAAUGUACACCGGGCCUUAUGUUAUACCGGUUACAUAGUGUGGAUGCGGCCUAAUAUAUUUUUGAUGGCCCAUGUAUAUUAGGGCUAAAGUGAUAUCAAUACAGACCGGAACCAGCAUCCGAUGACCUUUAAUAUAUGAACCAUAAAAUGUAUCGUAAUAAAGAAUUUUUAACAAAAAUAAAAAUGUUAGCUUCUUGAGUCAGAUAUGAUGCAGCCUUAAAAAAAAACUACUUAUAUUGAUGUAGCUUUAAAUAACAAGUUGUGUAUUAUAUAAUAUAGUAGUAUUUAUUAUUAUAAUACAUAUAUAUAUAUAUAUUCGUUUGGAACUUCUCUUGGGAGAAACGACAUUUCUUUAUUAGAGGUUUAAUUAUAUGGAAUCAAGUGCACUUUUUACAAUAGAAUACAUACUUAAUUAUUAUAGUAUAGAUAUUAAAAUCGUAGAUUUGCACAUUAUUUUUUUUUUUCAACAGAAACAGAAAUAUUUUAAAUCACAAUGUAUUGCCAGAUAGAAAAUAUAUUGUCUAAAUAUACGUUUUUAUUGCCAUAUGAAAAUAAUGAAAAUUAAUCGUUUAUUUAUAUUGGCUUUGUGAGGUGUGAAAGUUUCAAAGAAGAGUGUGAGCGCAGUAUACAUUACAAUUUUGUUGUAUGUUCGAACUUAUAUAAUCUCAUUGCUAUAAAGUAAGCUUUUAAUAAAAACUAUAUUCUUGAUUAAGACAUUUAUAAUUCUUCACUCGCUCUGUUACGUGUAGUUACAUCUUAACAUGUGACUCGUAUGCAUAUUAGCUCACUUUAAACGUUCCAGCCUUCAGUAAUCGUUAGCUUCACAUCCUGUGCCAAAUCAUUUGCCAUCGACGACCGCUUUGUCAUUGUUAUGUUUAUAAGAUGUAUUAAAAUUAUAUUAACGAA